Messenger RNA from Coregonus sp. 'balchen', 5959 nucleotides. NCBI's taxonomy places the organism in Eukaryota, Metazoa, Chordata, Actinopteri, Salmoniformes, Salmonidae. The record is from the annotation of a GenBank genome assembly.
AUGACUUACCGAGCCUUUAUAAACGUUCUGUGCCUUGGGAAUCGAGCUGUCACUAUUUUAAAUAGGAGCUCAGGUCGCCUCCUUCACAUCCAGAUGGGGAUACGAAAUAUUGCAUCACAGGCUGAAAGUGGUUUCAACCCCGCAAAGGUUGCUGUGGUGACAAAGAUGACAAGAUAUGAAUUCGAGCAGCAAAGAUAUCGCUUUUCAGAGCUAUCAGAAGAGGACCUAAAACAGCUGGUAAGGGAAUGGAAAACAAUGUGAUAUUAUGGUACUUGCCAGUGGUGUAAAAAUACUUUAAAGUACUACUUAAGUAGUUUUGGGGGGUAUUUGUACUCUACUAUUUAACUUUUACUUCACUACAUUCCUAAAGAAAAUAAUCUACUUUUUAGUUUGCUUAAUAUAAGGAAUUUGGGAACUUAAGGAUAUUUUAGAAAUUACAUUUACUUUUGAUACUUAAGUAUAUUUUUUAGAACCAAAUACUUUUAGACUUUUACUCAAGUAGUAUUUAACUGGGUGACUUUUACUUGAGUAAUUUUCUAUUAAGGUAUCUUUACUUUUACUCAAGUAUGACAAUUGGGUACUUUUUCCACCACUGGUACUUGCUCUCAAACUCGCUCAUCUGUUAAAUGUGUUCAUCCUUGACAGUAAAACACCCCCUGAACAACUAGGCAUCAGCACACACUAGUUUAAUUUUCAGUUCAGACAUAGAGAUUUGGUGAUCCCAUAGAUCGAUGCUGGUGAUAGACAAAUAUUUAUCUUGAAGGAUGUCAGAUUCCUUUCUCAAUGUUGCGAGUUGUAUGAUAAUCCUCACCAGAGCCUGGUUGAAAUGUCGUUGCUGUGAUUAUAAUUGUGAUAAUCUGAGUUUUGUGCUUGUUACAGCUUGCAUUGAAGGGCUCCAGCUACCUUGGGCUUCUGGAGAGACACAACAUCCAUACCCGCAAUGUGGAACACAUUGUGGAGAGUCUACAGUAAGAUGAUGAGAUUCUAUUCAAGGAUAUUGUUGUGGUGUACUGUAUACAAGCGGUCAUUAAGUUGUAAAGUGGCACAUAACCCUAACCUUUGUGUGUCUCUCUGUUCCCUCUAGGAAAGAGGGGAUGGAAGUGCGUGUGGUGAAGAGAGGGCAAUAUGAUGAAGAAACAGUGCGAUGGGCAGACGCUAUUAUCUCUGCAGGGGGUACGUCUUCUCCCUUUUUAAGAGUUUGAGAAUAGUAGCUGAUAAUUUACAUGGUCACUUUCCCACAGAGUGGUACAAGACAAUCCGAAUUCAAAUGUAAUCAUACUGUUGAAAGUCAGUGCUCAGAGAAUACGAAGGGUCAGCUCAACCAUGAAUAGGCCCAUUUCACCCAGAAACCUUGUUGUCAUUAGCUCUGACCCCCUCCUGUUCCUUUUGUUAGGGGAUGGGACUAUGCUACUUGUCGCCAGUAAGGUUUUCAAUAAAGACCAACCCGUUCUUGGGGUUAACACAGACCCUGAAAGGUAAGAACUCACAACAAAAGGGGUUAACGAAAAUAAAGUGGUGGGUUGGGGAAUUCCUUGUGGUGAAUUUCAACAUUUUGUUAUAGAAUUAGAGGGGGGAAAAUUGUUUUAUCUAGUUUGAGGAAAAAAGUGCUCCUAUUACAGCUGUCUUUUUUGCUUUGAAUGAAGGUCAGAGGGACAUCUGUGUCUGCCUGUGCGUUACACACAUGCCUUCCCUGAGGCACUACAAAAACUCCGCCGUGGUCAGUUCAGGUGGGUGUUUCCCUUUCACUUCCCUGGCCAGAAUACUGCUGUUAAGAAAGCUAUGUUUACUCGUAAAGAAUACUCUGAUCUCUUUGCCACACUUCCCCAGUUCUGUUCAGCAUGCCUGGUCUUACUACUAUGCACUCUGGUGUUACUGUUGCUGAACUGUAAGACAUGAGUUUCUGAUUCCAGGAACAGUAAUGCCUAUUAAUAUCAUGACAUGUUUCACCACCCCCUCUUCUUUCUCCAAAUGUUCCUUGACCUGCCUACCACACACUCUACUACUUAACUCCUUUGAUUCAUUUACUUCCCAUUCCCUCUCAACCCUUCCCCCCUCUAUGUCCUGCAGGUGGCAGUGGCGGCAGAGGAUCCGUCUACACCUGGAGGGCACAGGGAUCAACCCCACCCCAGUGGACCUACAUGAACAGCAGCUCAGUCUGGAGCAACACAACCAGGCCCACCGCAUCACCCUCAUGGAGGCCCAGCGCAGUACGGCCCCUCGGCCUCCUAUGUGUACCUGUCUCAGUCUCUUUGUCUGUCUGUCUGGGCCCUUGGGAACAAUCAAAUACUUUUUGAAUGGAGGGGGCACUGUCUUGAAUGAUUAACAUGUCUUCUGGACUGGUCACAUUUUUUUGUUCUGGUAUUAAUUCACAUAAUUAAUUUCAUGUGAUUUGUUAAAAAGCCCUUUUCUACCAGUUCCUCUAUUCAUUGUUGUUUCUUCGAUACAGGUGAGUUUGGCAGCUUAUCCAAGCCCUAUCUACUCCCUGUCAGAGGACUGAAUGAGAUCUUCAUCGGGGAAUCUCUCUCCUCCAGGUACCCUUGUCAUCAAAACAAGCCAUGGCAUCAUGAACCCCCCCCAAACAUGAAUGCCUGUUUUGCUGCUUGUCUCUGCAUGUUUCCCCCUUCAUUAACAUGCCUCCUGCACUACUACUACACCCACCCAUUUCUCCAAGCACUCAUUGGUGGAUCUCUGUCCGUCACUCACAGGGUGAAGUAUAAAUCCUUCAAACCUCAUCUCACCCUCUCGCUCCAUAGGGCUUCCUACUAUGAGAUCUCUGUGGACGACGGACCAUGGGAGAAGCAGAAAAGCUCUGGCCUUAGCGUCUGCACUGGGACCGGAUCUAAAGCCUGGUACACAUAAGCCAUUUUCUUUUUAUAAUUUUUUUAACCUAUGUUGGUGUUUGCCAAUUAGUGGUACUGGAAGUCCACUGUGAAUGCUACUUCUUGUUCAUGCUAGUUAAAAAAAAUUAAAAAUCUAAAUUAGGAAAAACGCUGAUUUGAUUUACAGCACAGCUUUUAGUGGAAUGUUUGUUUCAUGAGACUCGUUCUGGUGUGUUUUUACAGGUCUUACAAUAUUAACAAACUGGUUGAACAGGCUGUGGAAGAAGUCCUAAUGAUAGGUAUGUGGACUCCAACCUUUACAAUAAUCAUGUGGAUUUGUGUUUUCUUAAAUCUCUGUGUAAAUGGAAUUACAUCUGGAAAUUGAGACAAUCAAUCAAUGAUUUGGAGAACCUGUAUACUACACUGAUAAUGUCAUGAGUGAUUGAGUUCUCUGUAUCUUUCCAGGAAAGGCACAAAUGGGUCUUGAUAUUCCACUGAGUCAGGAAUUGAUUGAGAAGGGUGAGUUCCAAAAUAUGUACAGCUGAAUGUGUGAAUGGAUAGAUGGAUGAAUGCUCAAGGAAAAUGUGUAUAAAUUAAUCGCACAAUGUCUUUCUUUUAUCAGUGACUGAUGAAUACAACAAGUCUCUGGUGUUUGGUCCGGAGGAAGGCAGAAUGUUCUUCAGCAUCAGAGAGCCAAUCGUCAACAGAGUAUUCUCCAGCAGUCGCCAAAGAGGCUUUGCCAACAGGUCAGUUCUAUCUACAGUGCCUUCAGAAAGUAUUCACACCCCUUGACUUUUUCCACAUUUUGCUGUGUUACAGCCUACAUUUUAAAUUGAGAUUUUGGGUCACUGGCCUACACACUAUGUUUUUAUUAAUUAAAAAUGAAAAGCUGAAACGGUUUGAGUCAAUAAGUAUUGAACCCCUUUUGUAGUGGCCCGUGUAGCUCAGUUGGUAGAGCAUGACGCUUGCAACGGCAGGGUUGUGGGUUCGAUUCCCACGGGGGGCCAGGGGGGCCAGUAUGAAAAUGUACGCACUCACUAACUGUAAGUCGCUCUGGAUAAGAGCGUCUGCUAAAUGACUAAAAUGUAAAUGUUAUGGCAAAAAGUUUCUUAACAAGUCACAUAAUUAGUUGCAUGGACUCCGUGUUUAACAUGAUUUUUAAAUGACCACCUCAUCUCUGUACCCCACACAUACAAUUAUCUAUAAGUUAUUAUUUACACUUUGCUGUAUCAAUACACCCAGUCACUACAAAGAUACAGGCGUUUUUCCUAACUCAGUUGCCGGAGAGGAAGGAAACCGAUCAGGGAUUUCAACAUAAGGCUAAUGGUGACUUUAAAACAGUUACAGAGUUUAAUGGCUGUGAUAGGACAAAACUGAGGAUGGAUCAACAACAUUGUUGUUACUCCACAAUAUUAACUUAAAUGACAGAGUGAAAAGAAGGAAGCUUGUACAGAAUAAAAAUAUUCCAAAACAUGCAUCCUGUUUGCAACAAGGCACUAAAGUAAAACUGCAAAAAAUGUGGCAAAGAAAUGAACUUGUGUUGGAUUUGGAUUAAAUGUAAUCCAUUUUGAAUUCAGGCUGUAACACAACAAAAUGUGGAGUAAGUCAAGGGGUAUGCAUAUUUUCUGAAGGCACAUUGCCCAUUCUUCUUGUCUUGAAGAAUUCUUCUUGAUCCCAUUUUGAAAUCUUUUGGGUGUUGCUCUUCAGGGUGUGUGUGCGCUCACGGUGCUGGGACGCGUGCAUGGUGGUGGACGGCGGGACUUCUUUUGAGUUCAAUGACGGUGCCAUAGCAACAAUCACCAUGAACGAGGAGGAUCAGCUCCGGACUGUUCUCCUUGAAAACUGACCCGCCAACCAUUCUUACUGAGCUCACAGUAGACUCUCAACAGCAGUGAUCUAUGAAGGAAGUAGGGAGAAGAGGCUAGUCUCAUGCAUUAUUAGGACCUGUGAACUUGAUGAGACUAUCACAUCCUCCCCUUGUAGCUUUUUGGAGUUUGGCAGAAUGAUAUUUAGGCUAUAUUCACAAUUGUGUUCUUUACUUUUGCAUUGGUGUUGGCUGUAUUAGUUACAUUUGGGUUUUAUUUAGCUAUUUGUCUCAAUUUGAUUUACCCAAUAUCGUCACAAGCUUACCGUGCAAGCGGAAAUGAGUGCAAUUAUGCAGUAUUUGCUACUUUCUUCACAAUUCAUUUACUUACAGAAGCCGGACAGUAUUCAAUGAAUCGUCUUGCUCUAUUAUGGAUGGUUAGUUUCACAUGUUUUGAGUUUGCUUAAGUAUAAAGACUUGCCAUUUUUUAAAACAUGAGACCGAAUAGGCAUUCUGUCAGGCAGCUGUGAGUUUCCGACUUUGCCUUGGGCAUUUAUCGUUGCCAAACACUACCCAAAUCAAUCCUCUCCACCAAUUGCUAUAUAAGGCAAAACUGAGGGACAGAGCGAGCCCGCAUAACAAUGGCUCACUUGAAAUACAAUUUCUUACGGAAUGUCAUGUUACAAUAACGGAAUUAAGAGGAUUUUAAGCAUGUGCUGCAAUCAUUAGUUUAUUUAAAUAUACAUUUAUAUUUUUGGAGUUUUUCAGACAUAGUGCUAAUUCCUAUUGGAAAAAAUGUUGUGAGCACAAAGUUGAUAUUUUUGGUAUUGGUGGACAAAUUCUGAUGUUUUGGUAUUCCAUUUGGCUGCAUUUAAAUAUUUUUCUAGCUCUUUUGAGCUGCUUGGCUUCAAACACCAAUUGUGUUGGAGAGUGGUAGUACAAGAUGAAAAAUGUAAUGCACUAAGAUCAAAACCGAAAGCAUUGUAUUGCUCAACAGGUCAGGGUCUCGAGGGUCUUCACCUCAACUUUGACAAAACAAAAACAGUAUGUGCCUGGGCCUGAAACUGCAAAAUACUAAAAUAUUUGGUUCCAGCGUUCAUCAAGGGGUCAUUUAGAAAACGCCUGGAAGUUAAGAGGAAUGGUUUUAGUUAUGAAUCACACAUUAUGUAAGAUUAAUAUGCAGAAGGGAGCCAUGUCUAAAUAAAUCCAUAUUGUGUUGUGGAUUCUGCCAUGUGAACUGUAUGUGGACUACUUUCUGUGGCUCUAGUUCUACAGCUGAAAUUACAAAUGACUGUCAAUGCUCCUUAUGGUGCCAGGUCAUGAAACUACACUGAGC